UUUCGGUCUCCUCUUUCUCUCUCAUGGCUGAAGAAUUCCAAGAAGCCGACGUCAUAUUUUCCGAUCGUUACUGUAUGAAUCCUCACCGUACCGCCAGUUCCGACGGUGAGGAUGACGAUCGAAUUGGCAUUUCGCAGACGGAGCUGGAUUCACGGCGGAGUAAGUUGAAGAGAAGCAAGAAGAAGAAGAAGGAAAAGAAGAAGGAGAUGGCGAAUUCGAUGCCGGUGAAUAUACCAGAGAGGAUUUUCCGGCGAACGGAUUCCGAUGACCAGCUGGAGGAGGAAUGGAAGGACGAAGGAAUGGUGCCGCCGUACGUAAUCGUGAAUCGGAGAAUCGCCAGGAAAAUGGCGUUCUCGGUGUGUACGGGGAACGGAAGGACCUUGAAGGGACGGGAUUUGAGUCAAGUUCGGAAUUCAAUUCUGAGAAUGACUGGAUUUUUGGAGGCGUAACUGUUUCAUUUUGCUUCCAAAAUAGUGUUUGGUGACAGGGAAAAUCAAGGAAAAUGAGAUAGAAAAAUUGCUUCAAGAAGCAUAUAAUUACUAAUUAAGAGUUAUUCAAUGACCUAUUUUUCUAAAUUACCGAGAAUGUUUAGAAGUUUUACAGAUUGUAACAAGAGAAGAAAAGUUACAGAUACAUUGACUAGAGACUAGAGAAGAAUUGAACUAAUUA
Molecule: messenger RNA, 669 nt
Organism: Prosopis cineraria
Lineage: Eukaryota; Viridiplantae; Streptophyta; Magnoliopsida; Fabales; Fabaceae
Product: protein S40-1-like
Exons: 1
Coding region: 24-449 (141 amino acids)
Source: RefSeq, a predicted model, not a curated record